Messenger RNA from Phanerochaete carnosa HHB-10118-sp, 995 nucleotides. RefSeq lists its product as uncharacterized. NCBI's taxonomy places the organism in Eukaryota, Fungi, Basidiomycota, Agaricomycetes, Polyporales, Phanerochaetaceae. The transcript is spliced from 5 exons. The record is from RefSeq and is a predicted model, not a curated record. Bases 1 to 855 code for a protein of 284 amino acids. Gene Ontology annotation, molecular function: carbon-oxygen lyase activity, acting on phosphates.
AUGUCUCCAAAUGGCCUCCCACUCCCAGCUAAAGCACUCGAAGCGAAUUCUCUGCCGGAUCUCUGUCGCAAGACAAUCACAGAGUUCUUGCACCGAACAGGCAUCCCGCUGCCUGAAUUUGACUCAUCGGCUUUCGGCGACGAGAUCGACAGGCUCGCACACGCCGAAGUCCAGACAUGGAAUCUCGGCGGCGUGUCCCCCAACCGCUUCGAACACUGCCUCACCACUGGGAUUGAUAUCGCGAAGACGGCGUACAGACACACUCCCGUCGAGACACAGGUCCAUAUUGCCUUGUGGACUGCGCUAUGCGUCUGCAUCGACGAUCUCGAUGCUGGCGUGGAAGGUUUCGACACUGGCGUAGACGCACUCGCCAAGUUCGCCGAACGAUUCCACGUCGGACGCGAGCAGCUUCACCCGUUGCUUGACUUGCUCGCGGAUAAUAUUCCCCGUGGGUAUCCGCUGUACAAGCGCGCUCGCAACGGGCUCGGCGAGGGAUACUCCUACUGCAUCUGGAAUAAGACACACUUCCCCGACGUGUCUAGUUAUAUUCAAUCGAUGCCUGAGGCGAUUGCGAUCUCCGUCCUUGUCAAUGAUCUGUGCUCCUUCUACAAGGAAGAACUUGUCGACGAAAAGAAUAACUCCAUUCAUGAUCGUGCUUGCGUCACUAGCAAGGAUAUCGAGGCGACCCUGAUGGCUACACUCGAAGGCGCCGUGGACGCCGUCAAUAGGGGUAGAGAAAUCUUACAAGGCGAGAAGGAGAGGCAAGCAUGGGAGAGCCAUGUGGUGGUAUAUGUGGUAUUUCACUUCAUGACUCCUCGCUACAGACUGGAGGAACAGUUCAGCACAUCCGGCUAGACUCGCACACCUCACUCUUUCCGUGAACGGAGUAUGUGAAUUGGAGCGUGCCGUGUUGUAUGCGUGUGAUUAUCUGAUGUCGAAUAUGCCGAUGAUGGUGCGAUAGAUCAUCCCGAGUUCUCUGGUAAAUACAAUAAAAU